AUGUUCCGGUCAAUUCGUCGCGUGCCUCGAUCUGUCGCUUUUCUGUCUGCUCCGUCCCGGGCAUUGCGCCCAUUCACGUGCGGCUAUCCUCGGAUGGCGCCCGUUCAACCCCCCAUCUCAACUACACUCCCCGCCGACGCGUACCAGCUCCUGUCCACCCAAGAAAAGGCAGGGGAGGCUGAGGACGCUCUUUUUGACCAACAAAUUCAGGAUGUGAAAUCCUGGUGGAGCUCGCCUCGUUACGAAGGCAUAAAGCGCCCUUACUCCGCAGCCGACGUUGUGAGCAAGCGCGGGUCCCUGCAACAAGCAUACCCCAGUUCUCUGAUGGCUCGGAAACUGUUCAAUUUGCUCAACGAGCGAGCGGCUGCUGGGCAGCCUGUCCAUACAAUGGGAGCUAUCGACCCAGUACAGAUGACGCAGCAGGCACCAAACCAGGAAAUCCUCUACGUCUCUGGCUGGGCUUGCUCUUCCCUCUUGACUAGCACCAACGAGGUGUCCCCCGACUUCGGCGAUUACCCAUACAACACAGUCCCCAACCAAGUCCAGCGUCUCUUCAAAGCCCAACAGAUGCAUGAUCGCAAACAAUGGGAUACGAGAAGAAAAUUGACUGCUGAUCAGCGGAAAGCAACACCAUACAUUGAUUACAUGCGGCCAAUCGUCGCAGAUGGCGAUACUGGACACGGUGGUCUGUCAGCAGUUCUCAAGCUCGCCAAACUCUUCGCGGAAAACGGUGCCGCGGCUGUCCAUUUCGAGGAUCAGCUCCAUGGCGGAAAGAAGUGCGGCCAUCUUGCGGGCAAGGUACUCGUACCAAUGGGUGAGCAUAUCAACAGACUGGUCGCCGCCCGAUUCCAGUGGGACAUGAUGGGCUGUGAGAACCUGGUCAUUGCCCGCACGGAUUCCGAGAGUGGUCGACUCAUCAGCAGCGCAAUUGAUGUUCGUGAUCAUGAGUUCAUCCUUGGCGUUGCAGAAGAUGUGGACCCUCUUGCGGAGACCCUCCAAGCCAUGGAGCGGGAAGGUGCCUCGCCAUCGGAGAUCGACGCGUAUGAGCUUGACUGGGUUAAGAAACACAAACUGGUUACAAUUGAUGAAGCUGUCGAUGCCCAUCUCGCAUCAGAGGGCGCACCUCAAUCCUCUCGAGAUGGAUACAGAGCCUAUGUCAAGGCCAAUCCUGAUCUUCCCUUCUCUCGCCGCCGGGCCCUGGCGAAUGAUUACGCCAGAACCCCUCUUGUCUGGUCUUGCGACAUCCCACGUACCCGUGAAGGAUACUACCACUACCGCGCCGGAUUCCCAGCUGCAACCAAGCGAGCGAAAGAGUUCGCACCGUACGCAGAUCUCCUCUGGGUGGAGACUGGUGACCCAGACGUUGAGAAGGCGGGCAAGCUGGCUGGACAAGUUCGGGAGGCGUACCCUGGCAAAAAGCUCGUGUACAACCUGAGCCCGUCGUUCAACUGGAUGGGACAAGGAUUUACCGAGGCCUCCCUCAAGUCCUUCAUCUGGGACAUUGCCAAGCAGGGAUUCGUCCUUCAAUUGGUCUCACUCGCCGGUCUGCACACAAACGCCACCAUCACAACAGAGCUGUCCCGCGCAUUCAAGGACGAGGGAAUGCUGGCCUACGUUCGUCUGGUGCAGUCUCGCGAGAAGGAACUCGACGUCGAUGUCCUAACCCACCAGAAGUGGAGCGGCGCUCCUUACAUGGAUGGUAUCAUGGGGGCUAUCCAGAGCGGAAGUAGCAGCAGUAGGAGCAUGGGCGAGGGAAACACCGAGAAAGGUUUCUGA
This is a messenger RNA of Penicillium arizonense, 1776 nucleotides long. RefSeq names its product methylisocitrate lyase ICL2. The transcript is spliced from 6 exons. The record is from RefSeq and is a predicted model, not a curated record. Gene Ontology annotation, cellular component: mitochondrial matrix. NCBI's taxonomy places the organism in Eukaryota, Fungi, Ascomycota, Eurotiomycetes, Eurotiales, Aspergillaceae. Bases 1 to 1776 code for a protein of 591 amino acids. Gene Ontology annotation, molecular function: methylisocitrate lyase activity; isocitrate lyase activity.